GCCUUCGCAGAUGGGAGGGGGAAGGCCUUGCUGUAAUCCCCCGCUUUAUUGUAGUUGUUCGCACAUUUCGAAAUCCUCGAACAAUCUCCAAUAGUACUACCCUGUUGCACAUCGUCCCCCCGGCCCCGUUCAACUCGGAUAGAGCAACCUGUGGUCGCAAGAAUCCGUUGAUUGACCUACUUAUUCGCCUGGAUCUUCAAAUCACACUAUGUCUAUAUCUCAUCGAAACGCAGAGACGACAGGCUUGACCCAUACCUUGCUGGCAUUCUCCUCUCGUUCUGUACGAAACACGACUAUCUCUCUUUCUUCCUCCACAUCCAGCUCCAACUCUCCAACCCCUCUCUACGUUACUGAGACCCCGGGGAAAUUCGGUGAUCCACCUAACACGAUAUACAAGGUCAGCAGCGACGGAAAAAAGGAACAUGUUGCUACCUUGAUUUGGAGAACGUUUCGAAAGGAUCAGAUUAUCAUUGGUGGAGAGACAAAGGAGUUGAGGCAAGUUUUGCCUAUGAAAGGAUUCUUUUGCAGAUAUACGAUGCCUACGCUGACAGGAGAUUGGGUGUGGAAAACUACAUGCGAUAGGCCCGAGCUCUUCAACGCUUCAGGCAAAUCCAUGGCAAGUUAUUACAAGAUUUUCAGAAACGAGAAGAAGAAUAAACCCCCUGCAGAGAUGGCUGUAGCGCCAGAGGCGAUGACCAUGCUUGACAUGGUGAUCAUCGGUCUCCUUUGCUCUCGUCAAGCCAUAAGAAGAUCGAGACGUAGACGAAGUUCGGGGUAAUCGUGUGCCUUGAAUGGUUUUCAUGCCAGAGUCUAACCGAGAACGCAUGCCUGCCAUCCCACAUCGAGACCUUCUGACAGUCCAUGAUCCUAUUUGGUUCUAGUACGUUGUUCGCCCGCUUCUCGUCGCAAUGUAUGUAUUUGUAUAUGUCAGCCAUGUACUGAGUGAGUUUCAUAGCAGUCACCAUUUCGCGGACUGGUGUCUGUCGAAACUCAUCUGGUAUGUCUCAUUUUCAGCGGGGUCCACCGCCACCGCAUACAUUCUUGCUGGCCAAAGAUACGGGAUACGAGUAAUAGCGCCUCAUGGGCAG
This is a messenger RNA of Cantharellus anzutake, 1088 nucleotides long. RefSeq lists its product as uncharacterized. The transcript has 3 exons. NCBI's taxonomy places the organism in Eukaryota, Fungi, Basidiomycota, Agaricomycetes, Cantharellales, Hydnaceae. Bases 209 to 778 code for a protein of 189 amino acids. The record is from RefSeq and is a predicted model, not a curated record.